Rotaria socialis is the source of this 441-nucleotide messenger RNA. Lineage: Eukaryota; Metazoa; Rotifera; Eurotatoria; Philodinida; Philodinidae. The record is from the annotation of a GenBank genome assembly.
AUGUCCAAAGAAGAAAUUAACCAAUAUCGAUGGGCAUUAAAAAAUUCAGAGAGUCUGAUUAAAACCAAAACAUUCUCAUCUACGUCAAUAAAACGUGAUACAGCUGAAGGAUUUGCCGUUGGAUCGGAUUCGGAUAGAUUCAGCGUUUUAAUAAUUCUUGAAUUUCCUGAGGUUUCAGACAUGGCAAUCAAUUUGGGAAAAAUAGAGAAACAAAAAUUACAAUGUAUUGCUGAAUUUGAAGAAGAGCAGGAGGUACUCAUUCUCCCACAGACGUUUUUUCGUGUCAAAAACAUUGAAUUUAAUACCGAAAAAGACCAGCAUGAAAUUCAUUUACAGAAUAUCUUAGUGAAGAAAAGCUCAUUGCUUAGUGCACUGAAAUUUAUGAUUGUUCGAGACGAAGAACCCAAAUUAAUCGAUUACUAUGUUAGCCAUAAGUUUUGA